CGGUUGAAAGAUUGCCUAAGGAUCCCAGAUUUAAAAUUUUGCCUGCUCAUCAAUUCCACCUAACCAAAGAAGCCAAAAGAAAGAAUGACCCACUUAUUUUUAAGGAAUUAUUAACUGAACUAACUAAUUUUAAAGGUGAGUUAGUUUUUAUACCCGUUAAUAAUCCCAACUUCCAUUGGAGUUUAUUAGUAUUUGAAGUUAAAACUAAGAAACUUUACCAUUAUGAUACUUUGGGUGGAGCCAAUUAUCAAUAUGUGAAACCCUUAGUGAGGGAAUUGUUGGAGCAGAUUAGAGGAGUGAGGAAUAUUAAGGAGGAGUAUUUAAGUAAAUAUUUUGUGCCGAAGCAUGGGAUUAGACAAAAUAAUGGCUCUGAUUGCGGUAUUGCUGUGAUUGCUAUUAUGAGGAGGAUUAUUGAAUUAAAGAAUCAGAGUUGA
This is a messenger RNA of Racocetra fulgida, 434 nucleotides long. Lineage: Eukaryota; Fungi; Glomeromycota; Glomeromycetes; Diversisporales; Gigasporaceae. The record is from the annotation of a GenBank genome assembly.